Messenger RNA from Pelagomonas calceolata, 618 nucleotides. The record is from the annotation of a GenBank genome assembly. Lineage: Eukaryota; Pelagophyceae; Pelagomonadales; Pelagomonadaceae.
AUGGGCGCCUACAAGUACCUCGAGGAGCUCUGGAAGAAGAAGCAGUGCGACGUCCUGCGCUACCUCAUGCGCAUCCGGGCGUGGGAGUACCGCCAGCAGACGAAGGUCUGCAGGGUGACGCGGCCGACGCGCCACGACAAAGCCCAUAAAUUGGGGUACAAGGCCAAGGAGGGCUACGCCAUUUUUAGAUCUGCCGUGCGCCGCGGCUCGCGCAAGCGCCCGACGCACCGCGGCGUCGUCUACGGCAAGCCCAAGCACCAGGGCAUCAACCAGAUCAAGUUCGCGCGGAACCUGCAGGCCGUCGCCGAGGAGCGCGUCGGCAAGAAGGCCGCGAACCUGAGGGUCCUCAACUCCUACUGGGUCAACCAGGACGCGACGUACAAGUACUACGAGGUCAUCUGCGUCGACCCGUCGCACCAGGUGAUCCGCAACGACCCGCGCAUCAACUGGAUCUGCGGCGCGACGCACAAGCACCGCGAGUGCCGCGGCCUCACGUCGGCGGGCCGCAAGUCGCGGGGCCUGCGCAAGAAGGGCCACCGCGCCAACAAUUUGAUUGGGUCGUCGCGCCGCGGCGCCUGGAAGCGCCGCAACAACCUGUCGCUGCGCCGCUACCGCUAG